Acanthosepion pharaonis is the source of this 1233-nucleotide messenger RNA. The record is from the annotation of a GenBank genome assembly. Lineage: Eukaryota; Metazoa; Mollusca; Cephalopoda; Sepiida; Sepiidae.
AUGUAUUUUUCUUUUUUUUUCUUAUUCCUCAACUCGUUCACUGAUUUGCCACUUGUUUUCUUAAUUUGUUUAAACUUCCUUCCCAUCUCUUUUUUCAUUCUUCAUUCUUUUUCUCGUUCCUUCCAAAUAUUACCAAUACCCAGUUGCUGUUUUUCUACUUUCACUUAUUGUUUUCUAUUUCAUUCUUGUUUUUUUCACUUUUCCUUUCUUCUUUUUCCUUUCUUCUUUUUCCUUUCUUUUCUUUUAGUCUUUGCUUUUUUUUUCUAUGAUUCUUUUUUUUUUCUCUUUUUCUCAACUUUUUCCCUUUUCUUCUUUCUUUCCUUUUGCUUUUCUUAUUUCUCUUUCAUUUACUUUAUACCUUCUAUGAUUCUUAUUUUUUUAAAUUUUCCCUUUUCUGUUUUUCUUUCUAUCUUUCUCCUUUCCCUAUUUCUCUUUCAUUUUCUUCUGGUCUUCCAUGAUUUUUUUUUUAAAGUUUCCCUUUUUUCUUCAUUCUAUCCUUCUCUUUUCCCUAUUUCUCUUUCAUUUUCUUUAUGUCUUCAUUCUUUUUCUCAUUCCUUUCAAACAUUCUCUUUCAUUUUACUUCUGGUCUUACUUUUCAUUUUUCUGUUUUCUAUUUCAUUCUUUUUCUUUCAUUUUUUUUCUGGUUUCAUGAUUCUUUUUUUUGUUUCCUUUUUCUUCAUUCUAUCCUUCUCUUUUCCCUAUUUCUCUUUCAUUUUCAUUUCCUUUGACAUUCUUUUUAUAAAGAAUUCUUUUUCUCUUUUGCAUUCUUUAAACUCCUGGACAAAUUUUCCUUCUUCUCACGAGUUCCUUUCACCAAUUUUUCCUUUCUUUUCUUUUCUUCAUUUUUUCUUUCUUCAUUUUCUUUUACUUAGUUUCUUUAUCUUCAUUUAUUCAUUUUUUUCUUAUUUUUCUUUCUUUCUUUCUUUCUUUCUUUCUUUUAUACUUUUUCUCUUAUUUUUCCUCACUUAUACACAUUACUUUCUUUUUAAUUUUUCUCUUAUCUUGCUUUUUUCUUUUUUACUUAUGCCUUUUUCUUUCAUUCUAUUUUUUUUUACACUUUCUUUCUCUUAUUUUGUCUGCAUUAUAUGCAUUUCUUUCUUUUUAAUUUUUCCCUUAUCUUUCUUUGUUUCUUUCUUUGUUUCUAUCUGUUUGUAUAACAUGAGAGUGCCUAUAAUAUAUUUCUUUCCUCUCUAUGACAACAUUACUUUAAUUGAAGGUGAUUCAUGGGUGUAA